CAAUUUCCUUCCCAUGAAAAUGGAGCCGGAUUUAUUCGUGACUCUGUCUGCAUCGGCCGGGACCACGUCGGACUCCCUGCUGACAUUUGGGGACCUGUUCCCGGAGCAGAAGGGGAAGUACUUCCUCAUGGACCUGGAGAAAGUGUCGGAGGAAUCCAGGGGGCAGGUGGCUGGUCCCGAUCUGGUGCUGCUUCCUCCGGAGACCUCCCCGCAGCCCUCGGUGCUUCUAGGGCCUGUUCUGCAGGAAACGGGGUCUGUGGCUUUCCAGCAAGUUUUGGGGGAGGUGAAGCUCCACCAGGACUUAUUUUCUGAAGGGCCCAUCAAAUAUUUGUAUCGGUUAGAAAAUCAGGACCUCUGUCUUUUGGACCAAGAAUCCAAUACUUCCGUCGCUGACAUCGAUCAGGAUUUAUCUGUUAGUGACAAGCAGAUGUCUUUGCUAGGUGUGGUUAAUGAUUCUUCUACCUUGGUGCGGGAUCCGGUAGUUUCCGACCGGUUAACAGGUUCUGAAGAGCAGGAGCGGGAGGACCUUUAUGCUCUUGCUUUGGGCCCUCCUCGGUCACCUCCACAGGAUUUACGGUUGAGCAUAGAAUUUAGGGAGCAGGAAUCAUGUACGGAAAACCGCCUUCGAGAAAGUGAUGACAUUCUUCAGGAUCAAAGAGAUUUGUACUUAGGCAUGGACCAGGCUACUUGCCCGGACACCAAAACCCAGCUCUCAGGACUUGAUCCAGCUUUUUCCUGGACUAAAGAGCCGGAGGAUUAUGUGCCCGAAAGAUGCCAGAAAAGUGUUUCAUUAAGUGCGGAUGAUUUAAAUCACAGUUACCAAAUUAGUAAUGAAAUAAACUUCUUUCCCUCUUACACUACUUCCACUUUGUGUGAUCUGAAGUUAGAUAUAGUUCAGAAUAACCUGGGCCAAUCCUCUGAUUUCAACCAGACUGAACCAAUUCCAAAUGAGCCUUCAGGGUGUCCGGAAGAUGGCCCUCGCCUCAGAGCUGUAUUUGAUGCCCUAGACAGAGAUGGGGAUGGUUUUGUCCGAAUAGAAGAGUUUGUUCAAUUUGCUACAGUUUAUGGUGCAGAACAGGUGAAGGAUUUGACUAAAUAUCUGGAUCCCAGUGGACUUGGUAUCAUCAGUUUUGAAGAUUUUUUUCGAGGGAUUACAGCUAUCAGCAAUGGAGAUCCUGAGAGCCAGGUGUAUGACAUUCGAUAUGUCCAGGAAGAUUCCCAUGCCUGCCCUGAUGAGUUUGAUGACUUUGUUACUUAUGAGGCAAAUGAGGUGACAGACAGCGCUUACAUGGGUUCAGAGAGUACUUAUAGUGAAUGUGAAACCUUUACAGAUGAGGAUACCAGCACACUGGUACAGCACGAAAUGCACAACGAAGUAGAGACAGACAGCGCUAUUGAUUCUGCUGGUCACUCAGAGUGCCCAGAUGGCAUUGAAGAACCAGAGAAUGGGCCGUUGCUUCUUACACCUGACAAAUCCCGCCCACAUGACCUAUCCUUGAGCUCUGAUAUGAACAACCACUCCAUCGUUACAGUGAUCAGUGGGGAGGAGCACUUUGAAGAUUAUGGAGAAGGGAAUGAGGCAGAAUUGUUUUCUGAUAACUUGUGUAAUGGAGAAUCCAGCUUUAGCAGCUCUUUUCUUUCUCCCAGUACCAACCCACUUGCUGCCAAACUGCACAGCAUUCUCACUGAUGAGGCGUUUGAAUUUUACUGUAGCCAGUGUCACAAACAAAUCAACCGCCUUGAGGAUCUUUCUGCUCGCCUGAAUGAUCUUGAAAUGAAUAGCCCAAAUAAACGACUCUCCAGUAAGAAGGUAGCAAGACAUCUCCAUCAAACUGGGAACCUGACUGUAGAGGCUAUGGAGGAAACUUCUCAGGAUCUUAUGGACUGUACAGAUGAGGACAUUGCCGACAAGGUCAUCUUCUUGGAGAAGAGAGUGACGGAACUAGAGAAGGACACAGCGGCAAAUGGCGAACAACACAGCCGGUUAAAACAAGAAAACCUGCAGUUAGUGCACAGAGCCAAUGCCCUUGAGGAGCAAUUAAAGGAGCAGGAAUUGAGAGCUGAUGAGAUGAUCCUUGAAGAAAUCAGAAAGCAGAAGGAACUCCUGUGCAAGAUGGAGAGAGAAAAAAGCAUUGAAAUUGAGAAUCUCCAAGCCAGAUUACAGCAGCUGGAUGAUGAAAACAGUGAGCUGAGAUCCUGCACCCCAUGUUUGAAGGCCAAUAUCGAGAGACUGGAAGAGGAAAAGCAGAAAUUGCUGGAUGAAAUAGAAGACCUAACCAUUCAACUCAAUGAAGAGCAGGAAAACAAAAGGAAAAUGGGAGAUAAACUGAGCCAUGAAAGGCAUCAGUUUCAGAAAGACAAGGAGUCAACGCAGGAGCUGAUUGAGGACCUCAGGAAGCAGUUGGAGCACUUACAACUGUUUAAGCUGGAAGCUGAGCAAAGACGAGGCCGGAGCAGCAGUACGGGACUCCAGGAAUACAACAGCAGGACCCGAGAGACUGAGCUGGAACAAGAAAUCCGCAGGCUAAAGCAGGAUAAUCGAAAUCUAAAGGAGCAGAAUGAUGAGUUGAAUGGGCAGAUUAUAAACCUCAGCAUCCAAGGCGCAAAAAACCUCUUCUCUGCCUCUUUCUCGGAGUCCCUGGCGGCUGAGAUCAGCUCUGUUUCACGUGAUGAGCUGAUGGAGGCAAUUCAAAAACAGGAAGAGAUCAACUUCCGUCUCCAGGACUAUAUUGACAGGAUCAUUGUGGCGAUCAUGGAAACCAACCCCUCUAUCUUAGAAGUGAAGUAAAGGAAUGAAAUGCUGCCCCUCCAAUCCUGGUGACCUGGUGUGACCUUGCUGCUCUGAGCUUCAGGAGGCCCUGCUAAGCUCUCUAGACCACUAAGGUCUCAUCUCCAUCAAGGGGCAAGGAGGAUCACAUCCCAUUGCCUGAACCAGCCCAGAGCUAUUGAGAGAAAAGCAGAUACAGCUUUGGUUUGGGGUGCUACCCUUGCUUGACCUAGCAGGGUGAAGGGGAGUGUAGUCAAACAGAACAAGAAGCAGGGGAAAGAUGGAGAAAUGGGAAGGAGGAAGAACACUGCCUCCUCGCCAGUGGCACCCUCUGAGUACAAAGUUAGAAAAAUAGGCAAUGAUUCAAUGAGUGUGAUUUGAUUCUCCACCUUUAUUCUGGCAGAUUCCUUUAGCUCUUGAGAGAAAAGGCUUCUCCAAGUAUCUUGCCAUAUUAGAUAGACUAGUUAGAUUCCUUCUGACUCCAGCAAACCAGUCCCUAUGAAUCCCCAAAAGCCCACUUAAAUUCUGAAAUGCUCCCGCUUCUAUCCAGCUCUUUUGGGCCCAGUCUCCCUCACAGGUAAUGUGCGGACAGGUCUGCAGGGGAAUAGUGUUUUGAUCCAGUGCUGCUAAGGUGCUUGUGCAGGUAGGUUCCUCCCUUAAGCCUUGCUUGGCUUCUGCCUCCACACUUCAAGGAACAUCCCUGGAAAGUGACUGGCUGAUUUUUAGUGGAAUAAAAGGGAAAGGAAGCUGUUAGACUUCCUCUUCAGACAUGCACUGUGCAUUCUGACUUCAUUUUGAACCCAUCUGUGACACAUGUGAUCCAGACAGUUCCUAUUUGAGGUCAAGUUGAUUUUAUUUCACACCAGAUGUAAAAGCGUUUUCAGCUGUGUACCCAGCUCCUUUUUCCCUGCUCUGAGCAAAUACAGUUGUAGCCAUGAAGGAUAUGGUUGAGACUGAAUUACAGCUAACUAAAGGGUAUUGGAAGGGACUGGAUAGAACAGUGGGUUAAAGUAGAAGUGUGGUUAUGAACUCUUGUAAAUGGCCUGUUUUUUCUCUUGAGGUAGAUUGAGGGAAGCUAGGCUUAGUUUACAGCUGUUGGAACCAGAUUGGUAGCAGAUUCCCCCUUCCCAAUUCCUUUCCCAUACUUCCCCUUGCCCAUGUAGCCUUAGAAUUGCUCAGGCAUGCAUCUCACAGUAAAAAUUGGGCACGCUGCACCUUAAUCAAGGUCUGCCUCACCCUGUCCCUUGCUGUAGUGUAGACAAAGGAACAUUAUCAUGAGGACCUUCAGGAGUCAGUCUUAUGUUCAGGAUUUAAGGAUUAUUGGCACUUAGGAAUCCUUUUAGGCCCUGAUAGCUGAGAUCUUGGGGGUAGGUAUGGCUUAUUGCAAUAAUCCUUUGGGUCUGUUAGUGAUAUUUUAAAACUAUACAGAAUUACCCUUCUCCAGCUCACCUUCACUAUUUCUAUGAUAUGAAGCUUGUAUUCCUCUCAAAAUCAGUUGAGAGAAUAGGCUUUUGGUUUUAUAUUUAGUUCUUUUUCUUCAAAAUAGGAGAGUACCUCCAUUCUACUGGUUUGGAUACUAUAAGUACCUUGAUAUCCCCUGGACAAGUCACAUUAGGGAUCCAGCCUUAUCCAGCAUUCCAGUGGAUUGAUGGUGGUGGGAAGAUAAUUUAUUAGAAAUUAACUUCAGAUAUUUAGGAGACUAGAUCCCCGCCCCCCCCCCAACAUUGGACACUUUAACAUUAAUCAUGGCUCAGUUGUUUUUUAAAUACAAAAAAGACUCAGAGAAGGCCAUCUGAGAUCCACUCCUAGGUGAAAGUGGCUGGCUUUUAGGAUCUUCUUUUUACUUUUGAGUCUCUGGACAGUCAAAUGAUAAGACUCUAGCCUCCCAGCAAGGCUUAGGACUGCAUUGACACAUGCCUUGAAGAGGCAAUGACUAGUGUGCGUUAUCCUGUUGCUUGUAGAAUAACCACAGCCACUGCUGCUUUGGGGAGCAUACCCAAGUCUGAUUUACAGAGUAAUUUUUCUACAUCUGCCCCACAGGAGAAGUGUGGACUUUUCUGGGCUUCAUGUUAUAAAACACCUUAAGGUGCAUAACUCUCUGAACUGGGUUUCCUUCCCACCCAUCCACCAUGUUGUUGGUUUUUGUUCUUGUUCCUUAAGAAUAGCUUGUUCCUUCACCACGGUGUGUCUUUUGACAAGAUGAGGGGGAGACCAGAGUUGAUCAAAUUCCUGCCUUAGAAAGUGAUAGGUGACUGGGAGUAGUUGACAGUGGCAUUCCAAAGGCAAAAGUUGAAUGGAAAAAUGUCAUCCCUGAAUAUUUGUGAAAUGUACUUUUUAAAAAAUCCCCCCUCUCCUGAAUUCUUCCUUUACUGGGUCUCUUCCAUUUCCCUCCUUCCCAUCCAUUCCCUCCCUACCUCCCCCACCCCCCACUCCCCACUCCCCACCCCCACCACCGGCCUGGGUUGGGUUGUGCUUCCAGAUUCCUUGAGACUUUUCAUGAGUUCGCCGCCAGACCACCUGCUGCUUUGGCAGGUCCCCCUGGAGACUCCACAAGGUAUGUUCCCCAAACUCCACAGAGGAGACCGAUUACACCUAGUCCUGAAUCUGAGCACUGAGCCAUGAGGCCUGCCCUUCUUCCCUAUCACAAACCUGUCCUGUUCCCAAUCAGUAUUUCCCCCUCCUGUGAGUAUGGGUAUGUGUGCAUACUCCCUCCUUUCCCUUCAAGAUGUUGCCUCGUACAUUUUUGGAAAAGCUUUGGGUGUAAAUCAGUGUAUGCUGGGAGGAGAGAUUUUUCUAUCUUGUAGAGUAGGUAUUUUUUAUAGACUGAAGGUUGAUCAAUUUUUUAAUACUUUCAAGAGAGCAAACUGUAUCUGUAUACACAUUAAAUAUAUAUAUAUAUAUGUAUAAAUAUAUAAAUAUUGAAGCUCAGCCUUUCUCCACUUGGGGUAAUGUAUCCCUGGUGACACACAGCCUUUUUGUUUUCUGUUGAUCACUAAGAGGUACUGUAAAUGUAAAUAAGACUCGCCGGGAAAAGCUUAAAGACAAAACAAAAACCAACAAGCAAACAAAAAAAACAAAGCACUGACUUGACCACUGACCAUGCUUUAACCCUCUCCCCCCACCCCUCCAAGGAAAAUGACUUCCAGGUGAAGUUCCUGGGCCCCUGGUACGUGAAAGGAAUGCCGAAGAAAAGGUGACCAAUGUGGUCUUCAACGAUGUACCAAUUGUCCGAUUAAAAGCUGUUACCGUCAA
Molecule: messenger RNA, 6019 nt
Organism: Trichosurus vulpecula (common brushtail)
Lineage: Eukaryota; Metazoa; Chordata; Mammalia; Diprotodontia; Phalangeridae
Gene: RAB11FIP3
Product: RAB11 family interacting protein 3
Exons: 15
Coding region: 14-2788 (924 amino acids)
Biological process (GO): endocytic recycling; regulation of cytokinesis
Cellular component (GO): recycling endosome membrane; endocytic vesicle; midbody
Molecular function (GO): calcium ion binding
Source: RefSeq, a predicted model, not a curated record